CCCCGCCCCUGCCGGCCCCGCCGAGCCCUCCCAAGCUCAGCCCCCGGCAAUGAGCAGCGCUCUCUCCUCGCCUUCCUGCAAGGGCUCAACUCCACUUUCAGCGCCUCCAGACUUUCUCUGCCUGUGCCGUGCCCUCCCUCUGGUCCAGCUCCUCCUGUGCCUGCCUCUCUGUGUCGGCGCUAUCCCGUUAAAAGGCGGCUGCUCCCGCUCCGCUGAACCAGAGCUCUGCCUGCCUUGAUCGGGAUGAAGGCUGGAGGUUAUCGGCGAGGGAAAGGAGAACUCUAGGCAGCUUUCCAUUUGCCAAGUGAGCAGUAAUUGCAAGAAGACAGCCUCCCCAGCUGGAAUCAAUAGUCUGCUUUCUUGCUGCUAAGGGCACUUUGGAGCAGCAGUAGGUCACUGAAGUAACUUCAGCACACACUGCUGACUGCGGAGUUGUAAAGAACUACAUGCAAGUGGCUGCAGUAGUGCUGGAAAACGCUUUGCUGUUACCAGGGACACAAUAGUUUUCAAGUCAUUAGAGCUUCGAUUCUGCUCCGCUCCUUCCAUUACACAGAGAGGGUCAUUCUUUGCAGGAAUGAGGAUGGAGCUGUGAAUUUUUCUUUUCCGGUGUUCCAGUGUCCCCUUCCAGUGGAAGGGGGUAAGAGUGGGGGGAAAGAAGCUUUUAGAAACAAACCCCCACUGCUGCUGAACUCAGCUUCACCUGAAUUUCCCCAAACCUUUCCAGGCACAGAGAGGCACAAUGCCAGAGAACCUGAAUCUUCUUCGGGCUUUUGGGGGCUUUUCCUUUAUCUUCUGGACAGCUUUUAACACAGCCUUAGUGGAUGUGGUUGGAUCGGAGCAGCAGAUCCCCUUGUCAGUUGUAAAGCUCUGGGCCUCAGCCUUUGGUGGAGAGAUCAAAUCUAUUGCAGCCAAAUACUCAGGUUCCCAGCUCCUACAGAAGAAAUACAAAGAAUAUGAGAAGGAUGUUGCAAUAGAAGAAAUUGAUGGCCUUCAGCUUGUGAAAAAGUUAGCAAAGAAUAUGGAAGAAAUGUUUCAUAAGAAGUCUGAAGCCGUACGGCGUCUUGUUGAAGCUGCAGAAGAUGCUUACCUGAAACAUGAAUUUGAUGCUGACUUACAGUAUGAGUACUUCAAUGCUGUGCUCAUAAAUGAACGAGAUGAGGAAGGGAACUAUCUGGAGCUGGGGAAGGAGUUCAUCCUGGUGCCAAACGACCACUUCAACAACUUGCCUGUGAACAUCAGCCUGAGUGAUGUCCAAGUACCCACCAACAUGUACAACAAGGAUCCAGCCAUUGUAAAUGGAGUUUAUUGGUCAGAAUCUUUAAAUAAGGUGUUUGUUGAUAACUUUGAUCGUGACCCUUCUCUCAUCUGGCAGUACUUUGGAAGUGCAAAAGGAUUUUUCAGGCAAUAUCCAGGAAUUAAAUGGGAACCUGAUGAGAAUGGAGUCAUUGCAUUUGACUGCAGAAACAGAAAGUGGUACAUCCAGGCAGCAACUUCUCCAAAAGAUGUGGUAAUUUUAGUGGAUGUCAGUGGCAGUAUGAAAGGGCUUCGCCUGACUAUUGCCAAACAGACAGUUUCAUCUAUUUUGGAUACCCUUGGAGAUGAUGACUUCUUCAAUAUAAUUGCUUAUAAUGAAGAACUCCACUAUGUAGAGCCGUGCCUGAAUGGAACAUUAGUUCAAGCAGACAGAGCCAACAAAGAGCACUUCAGGGAACACCUUGACAAACUUUUUGCAAAAGGAAUUGGAAUGCUGGACAUUGCUUUAAAUGAAGCUUUCAACAUGCUCAAUGAAUUCAAUCACACAGGACAAGGAAGUAUUUGCAGCCAGGCCAUAAUGCUGAUCACUGAUGGAGCUGUGGACACAUAUGAUACCAUAUUUGCAAAAUACAACUGGCCAGACAGAAAAGUCCGUAUUUUUACCUAUCUGAUUGGAAGAGAAGCUGCAUUUGCUGAUAACCUGAAGUGGAUGGCCUGUGCUAACAAAGGGUUUUUCACUCAGAUCUCUACCCUGGCUGAUGUGCAGGAGAACGUUAUGGAAUAUCUCCAUGUCCUCAGCCGCCCAAAGGUCAUUGACCAGGAGCACGACGUCGUGUGGACUGAAGCAUACAUUGACAGCACUCUCCCUCAGGCACAAAAGCUUGCUGAUGAUCAGGGAUUGGUGUUGAUGACAACUGUUGCCAUGCCAGUAUUUAGUAAGCAAAAUGAGACUAGGUCUAAAGGGAUUCUCCUGGGAGUAGUUGGCACAGAUGUUCCAGUUAAAGAGCUUUUGAAAACUAUUCCAAAAUACAAGUUAGGAAUUCAUGGAUAUGCUUUUGCAAUUACAAACAACGGAUACAUUUUGACUCACCCAGAACUCAGGCCUUUGUAUGAAGAGGGGAAGAAACGAAGAAAGCCCAACUACAGCAGUGUGGAUCUUUCUGAGGUGGAGUGGGAAGACAGAGAUGAUGUGCUUCGAAAUGCAAUGGUGAAUCGGAAAACAGGAAAAUUCUCCAUGGAAGUGAAGAAGACAGUGGACAAAGGGAAGCGGGUCCUGGUGAUGACAAAUGACUACUAUUAUACAGACAUCAAGGGUACUCCAUUCAGUUUAGGUGUGGCUCUCUCUAGAGGACAUGGAAAAUACUUCUUCAGAGGGAAUGUAACUGUAGAAGAAGGUUUACAUGAUUUAGAACACCCUGAUGUAUCUUUAGCAGACGAAUGGUCCUACUGCAACACUGACCUGCACCCUGAGCACCGGCAGAUGACUCAGUUGGAAGCGAUCAAACGCUACCUCACAGGGAAGGAGCCCCUGCUCCAAUGUGAUAAAGAAUUGAUCCAGGAAGUUUUGUUUGAUGCUGUUGUGAGUGCACCAAUUGAAGCUUAUUGGACCAGUCUAGCAUUGAAUAAAUCAGAGAACUCUGACAAGGGGGUGGAAGUUGCCUUCCUUGGGACACGCACUGGGCUCUCUCGGAUCAACCUGUUUGUGGGGCCAGAGCAGCUGACCAACCAAGACUUCCUGACAUCUGAAGAUAAGGAGAACAUUUUUAACGCUGAUCAUUUUCCACUCUGGUACAGAAGAGCUGCUGAACAAAUACCUGGGAGCUUUGUCUACUCAAUCCCAUUCAGCACAGAAACUUCCAACAAGAGCAAUGUGGUGACAGCCAGUACUGCUAUUCAGCUUCUGGAUGACAGGAAAUCUCCAGUGGUUGCAGCUGUAGGUAUCCAGAUGAAACUUGAAUUUUUCCAGCGAAAAUUUUGGACUGCAAGCAGACAGUGUGCAUCUCUUGAUGGCAGAUGUGCUAUAAGUUGUGAUGAUGAAACAAUCAACUGUUACCUAAUAGAUAACAAUGGAUUUAUUUUAGUGUCUGAAGACUAUCAACAGACUGGUUACUUUUUUGGGGAGGUUGAAGGGGCUGUGAUGAACAAGUUACUAUCAAUGGGCUCUUUUAAGAGAAUUACCCUUUAUGACUACCAGGCCAUGUGUAGGACAAACAAAGAGAGUAGCGACAGUGCCCAUAGCUUACUGGACCCUUAUAAUGCCUUCUUUGCUGCAGUAAAGUGGAUUAUGACUGAACUUGUCUUGUUCCUUGUGGAAUUUAAUCUAUGCAGUUGGUGGCACUCUGAUCUAACAGCUAAAGCUCAGAGGUUGAAGCAGACCCUGGAGCCCUGUGACACAGAGUACCCAGCCUUUGUUUCCGAGCGCACCAUAAAGGAGACCACGGGGAACAUUGCUUGCGAUGACUGUUUCAAGUCUUUUGUUAUCCAGCAGAUCCCAAGUAGCAACCUCUUCAUGGUGGUAGUAGAUAAUGAAUGCUUCUGUGAUUCUAUCCCACCAAUUACCAUGGCACCUAUAGAAAUAAGAUAUAAUGAAUCCCUUAAAUGUGAACGGUUGAAAUCUCAGAAGAUAAGAAGACGCCCAGAAUCCUGUCAUGGAUUUCAUCCUGAAGAAAAUGCAAGAGAAUGUGGCGGUGUCUCAGGCCUUAGUGCUAAACCUUCUCUUGUUCUUCUUCCUCUGCUAUUGAUGAUUUUCUCCAGGUGACAUUGACUGAUGUGUUCAACUGGCAUGCUAAAACAUGGAUAAACUGUGAACUGGGAAAUGGUGCAACAUAGAGGACAUGAAAUAUAGUCAGAGCAUCAGCAUUUCAUGAUUUUAAACUGUUGGUGAUAUAAAUUCUUAAAGAUAUGUUGAAAAAAGAUUUAUCUUUUUACUUUGCAAGUCGUGCAGAUGUGAAUUUGGCAUAUGGCAGUCAUGAUUCAUCAAAAAAGGACUUGGUAGAUAGAGGUGACCAUUGCUUUGUCCCACUGAAUACAAUUUAAACUGUGUACUUUUUUCAAUAAAGUAUAUUAAAAUCACAGUUUCAGAGUGUAUUUUAAGUAUGCUAAUAUAUUUGUUCAAAUAAUGAAUGAUGGGAAGAAAAUAAAAUAAAUGGAUGAUAUUUUAUUAUGCUUUUAGCCUCUUUCUGAAAACCUUCAGAGAAGAAAAUGGGGACUUGGCUUUUACAAUAAGGCAGAAUAGCUUUUAUUAACAAGUUAAGGAAACACCUGUAUGUGUAUGAAGCUGGGCAGGUUAUGCAUGGUGCUGAACUGUAUAUGAAGGUUGGGUUUCUAGAAAUAGACAUAAGAUAUCUUACCUGCAUUUAGAAAGUGAGUCAAAGUCUUAUUAAAGCCUUCUAACUUAGGCAAGCUUUGGGUCAAAUUGGUUGAUUUGGCUGCAGGUGGCAUAAAUCAAAUAUUUUUCAUCUAAAGGAAUGGGAAGAUAUGUAGAACAGCUCAGAAAGGGUGACACUGUUCUGCUGGUGUUCUGAGCUCAUGUCAGACAGGAGAAGCUCAUUAUGAGCAAAGUGAUAAGCAGAGAAAGUCUGACUUGCAGCACAUCUGUGCCAGCAGAAAAUUGGUUUUCAUUGAGUGUCCCUGUUGGUAGGCAAAGUUUUAGACCAGGAUGUUUUUAUUCCAGGCCUUACAUUCCUCUUUGUAAGGGAAAUGAGGUAAUAAAGAUGAGCAUAUUCCUUUUGCAACUGGCAGCAAAGUCCCUGGUGAGGAACUAUUUGCUGAAGAUCUUGAUCUUUGAACUAUGAUAGCCUCAGUUUGUCUUUGGAGUUUUAUAGAAUGCUAUCAAAGGAUAACCUGUCCUUCUAACAAUAUAAUACAUUAAAUGCAAAAUAAAAUGCCACUGCUCUAAAUCUGGUGCUUGCAGACUGCAGUUUCCUGGUUGGGUGUAAGUUUGCUUUCAGCCUUGGGUAAAUUCUGAGCAUAUUUGCUGUGUAUCUUGGGGGGAACAGGGAGCAGGGCCACUGAGAGGGGCUUUGUUUUAAGGAAUACUACUCAGUAAGGGGAAGAACUAGUAAAAAAAAUUUCCACUCCAAUGCUUUAAUGGGUUCAAAUGCACUGGUGCUCCCUCUGAUUCUGAAACCAUUCAGGUCUUUGCACUCAUAAAUUUCUUUUCCUCCUGCCUUUUUUUUUUUUUUUUCUGACUGUUUUCCUACAGACUUCUUAUUGAUCUCAAAAUCUUUCUCUGUGGAAUAAUUUUCCAGCUGACAUUCAGUCAAACUGUUGUCCUAGUGACAUUCUUUGUCUACUAAGCAAAUUGGGAACUCAAGGCAUUUUCUCCACUUUGGCUGACAUGGAUAUCCUGCUCUUCUUUGUUUGGUUUUUCUCUGAGCUCCAUUCCCCCUUACCCUCCAUCAUCCUCUCAAAAAAUUAAUAUCAACACUUUAUAAAUAAAGGAUUUAAUUUUUGAUUCUCCUUCUGAGUUUCCAGGAUUCACAACAUUGCAGCCUCAUAGCUUUUGUAUAUCUGAUUACAUUCUUCUGUAAUGGUAUUUAAUGGUUAUAGCCAAUGCAAUACAGGUGGUUUUCCUUGUUAGUAGAAUGUGGAAAAAAGUAUCUUUCUCAUUAGAACUAUUGAAAAGCUCUGCAUACAACUGUCUGAUGUGUUAAUCAUCUUUGCUUACAAAGAAAGGAAAUACAUUAAUGGAGAAAGUGUAUUUCUGCAAAAGCUAGGUGAAAAUCUGUAAUAGUAAUUCAUUGUUCAUUUUGGGAAGAGAAGGGUGGUUUUUUAAUUGCAAAGGAGAAAGGAAGAUUAAAGUAUGACAGUCUGAAUUAAUAUUGAGAAAGAGAUUUAAAUAUGGGCAUGUAAAUUAAUAUUGCUCAGAGAAAUGUGACAGUUCAUUUUCACACACCAAGGCAAAGUUAUGAAGGCAGAAUGCACUGGUGUACCCAAACAAAUCACUGUGUGGAACAGAGUAAUCCAAGUCAAUUGCUAAGUGUAAAAACAGUUCUAUGAGUUGCCAUUUCUCUUAUUGAAGUUGUAUUGUUAAUUCUGUAUCUAUUCCUUAGCAGUUCCUGGUGCAGUGUGAAUCCAGGCUGAUAAAGCCGGUCAGGAAGGGUGGACACAAGGGCAGGGACUGAAGGAUGUGUGCGUGCACAGCCAGUCCCCUCUCCAGAGGGAAUGGCUGCAGCAGGAGCAGCCUGGGCUGAGCACAGCAGUGAUGGUUAUGGGUUUCAUGGGACAGAGCUCUCCAACAGGGGAAACAGAUUGAAUCUGUUGAAACAGAUUUCCAGAAGAGCUGGAAAUGCUGAUGUUGUUCCUGCCUGUGUUUGAGUUUGCUGGUCUCUGUGUCAUUAGCUCUGAAGCUGUGAAGAUCUCAUGCCAUGAAGUGGGUCUGUGCUGUCAUUCCAUAGCCUGUGGCAGGUCAUAGAGGGUUAUGGAAUUUAAUUCCAUUACCUCACUAAUCUGAGAUGCUAUUUUUCUUAAAUGCUGAAAUUAUUAUGCAAGGUCUGAUGCAAAGUCAAUUGCACUAAAUAGCAAAAGAAAUAUAUGUGCAUGUGUAUACAUACAGCUGCAUAUGUGUGAGCUACAUAUAUUUUAAUA
Melospiza georgiana is the source of this 6843-nucleotide messenger RNA. It is a transcript of the gene CACNA2D3, whose product is annotated as calcium voltage-gated channel auxiliary subunit alpha2delta 3. The coding region runs from base 740 to 4012 and encodes 1090 amino acids. Gene Ontology annotation, molecular function: voltage-gated calcium channel activity. NCBI's taxonomy places the organism in Eukaryota, Metazoa, Chordata, Aves, Passeriformes, Passerellidae. The transcript is spliced from 38 exons. Gene Ontology annotation, cellular component: voltage-gated calcium channel complex. The record is from RefSeq and is a predicted model, not a curated record.